This is a messenger RNA of Effrenium voratum, 300 nucleotides long. The record is from the annotation of a GenBank genome assembly. Lineage: Eukaryota; Dinophyceae; Suessiales; Symbiodiniaceae.
AUGGUUGCUGAUGGCGCCACACUUGAGGUUCUUCACGCGGGCGCCAUGGGACUGCCUGGCUGCGUUGCCCAAAGUGAUGAGGGCAGGCCCGAAACUGGUUCCCAGCUUGAAGUUUUGCUGGCGCAAAAUUGGCACUACUCUGGUCAGCGGCUGAAAUGUUCCGUCCAGCUGGCUUCCACAGCGGGCAGAAGGAGGCUCCAAGGUGCAAUCAAUGGGGCCAUGCACAGGUGGCGUCACACCGCAGCACGGCUAGUCAGGCGCCAAGUUUUGCUCAAGCAAUUGCCCUUGCGGCCAAAUUAG